Messenger RNA from Tupaia belangeri chinensis (Chinese tree shrew), 3327 nucleotides. It is a transcript of the gene TCERG1, whose product is annotated as transcription elongation regulator 1. The record is from RefSeq and is a predicted model, not a curated record. Lineage: Eukaryota; Metazoa; Chordata; Mammalia; Scandentia; Tupaiidae. Gene Ontology annotation, molecular function: transcription coregulator activity; RNA polymerase binding. Gene Ontology annotation, cellular component: nucleus.
GGGGACGCCGGGUUGGCGGGUGGAUGAACGCGGCCCUCUGUAAUGGCGGAGCGUGGCGGGGACGGGGGAGACGGUGAGCGAUUCAACCCGGGGGAGCUCAGGAUGGCUCAACAGCAGGCCUUGAGGUUCCGAGGCCCAGCUCCCCCACCAAAUGCAGUGAUGCGAGGCCCACCACCUCUCAUGCGACCUCCUCCACCCUUCGGAAUGAUGCGUGGCCCUCCUCCACCACCUCGGCCCCCCUUUGGACGUCCUCCAUUUGAUCCAAAUAUGCCGCCAAUGCCUCCUCCUGGAGGGAUACCUCCACCAAUGGGCCCCCCACAUCUCCAGAGACCGCCUUUCAUGCCUCCGCCUAUGGGAACCAUGCCGCCUCCUCCGGGUAUGAUGUUUCCACUGCCUCCUGUGACUGCUCCUGGUACUCCAGCAUUGCCUCCUACUGAGGAGAUAUGGGUUGAAAAUAAAACUCCAGAUGGGAAGGUUUAUUAUUACAAUGCUCGGACACGUGAAUCUGCAUGGACCAAGCCAGACGGAGUUAAGGUUAUUCAACAAUCAGAACUGACACCUAUGCUUGCAGCCCAGGCGCAGGUUCAGGCCCAAGCGCAGGCACAAGCCCAGGCCCAGGCCCAAGCCCAGGCCCAGGCCCAAGCUCAGGCCCAGGCUCAAGCCCAAGCCCAGGCACAGGCUCAGGCCCAGGCCCAGGCCCAGGCCCAGGCCCAGGCCCAGGCCCAGGCCCAGGCUCAGGCUCAGGAGCACCGCCAAGCCCAGGCCCAGGCGCAAGCACAAGCACAAGCACAAGGAGUAGGACCUUCCACCCCUACGACCAGUAGUCCAGCACCGGCAGUAUCCACUUCAACACCAUCAUCCACCCCAUCCUCUACUACUUCUACCACAACAACGGCCACUUCGGUUGCACAGACAGUAUCAACACCCACAACUCAAGAUCAGACCCCAAGUUCUGCUGUUUCAGUAGCCACGCCUACAGUUAGUGUUUCAACUCCUGCUCCUACAGCCACACCUGUGCAAACCGUUCCCCAGCCGCACCCGCAGACGUUACCUCCCGCCGUUCCUCAUUCAGUACCUCAGCCAGCUGCGGCAAUACCUGCUUUUCCACCAGUCAUGGUACCUCCAUUUCGUGUUCCCCUUCCUGGCAUGCCAAUUCCACUUCCAGGUGUAGCAAUGAUGCAAAUAGUCAGCUGCCCGUAUGUAAAGACAGUCGCUACCACCAAGACCGGUGUAUUGCCAGGAAUGGCCCCUCCUAUUGUACCAAUGAUACAUCCCCAAGUUGCCAUUGCAGCUUCACCUGCUACCUUAGCUGGAGCAACAGCAGUGUCUGAGUGGACUGAAUAUAAAACAGCAGAUGGAAAGACUUACUAUUAUAAUAAUAGAACAUUAGAAUCAACCUGGGAGAAACCUCAAGAACUAAAGGAAAAAGAAAAAUUAGAAGAGAAGAUAAAAGAGCCAAUUAAAGAACCCUCUGAAGAACCUCUGCCAAUGGAGACAGAAGAGGAGGAUUCUAAAGAAGAGCCUAUAAAAGAGAUAAAGGAGGAGCCCAAAGAAGAGGAGAUGACUGAAGAAGAAAAGGCUGCUCAGAAGGCAAAACCAGUAGCUACUACCCCUAUUCCUGGUACUCCAUGGUGUGUUGUUUGGACUGGUGACGAGAGGGUCUUCUUUUAUAAUCCUACCACUCGUCUUUCUAUGUGGGACCGACCUGAUGAUCUGAUUGGAAGGGCAGAUGUUGACAAAAUUAUUCAGGAGCCCCCUCAUAAGAAAGGGAUGGAAGACAUGAAGAAACUAAGGCAUCCGACCCCGACAAUGCUGUCCAUCCAAAAGUGGCAGUUCUCUAUGAGUGCAAUUAAAGAAGAACAAGAACUAAUGGAAGAAAUGAAUGAAGACGAACCUGUUAAAGCAAAAAAACGGAAGAGAGACGAUAAUAAAGACAUUGAUUUAGAGAAAGAAGCUGCCAUGGAAGCUGAAAUUAAAGCUGCCCGAGAAAGGGCCAUUGUCCCUCUGGAGGCCCGAAUGAAGCAGUUCAAGGACAUGCUGCUAGAGAGAGGGGUGUCUGCUUUUUCAACAUGGGAGAAGGAGUUGCACAAGAUAGUUUUUGAUCCUCGGUACUUACUUCUGAAUCCUAAAGAGAGAAAACAGGUUUUUGAUCAGUAUGUAAAGACCAGGGCAGAGGAAGAACGCAGGGAAAAGAAAAACAAAAUAAUGCAAGCCAAGGAAGACUUCAAAAAAAUGAUGGAAGAAGCAAAAUUUAAUCCAAGAGCUACUUUUAGUGAAUUUGCAGCUAAACAUGCUAAAGAUUCAAGAUUCAAAGCGAUCGAAAAGAUGAAAGAUCGUGAAGCCUUGUUUAAUGAAUUUGUGGCGGCUGCAAGAAAGAAAGAGAAAGAAGAUUCGAAGACCAGAGGUGAGAAGAUUAAAUCGGAUUUCUUUGAACUAUUAUCUAAUCAUCACUUGGACAGUCAGUCUCGAUGGAGUAAAGUCAAAGACAAAGUAGAAAGUGACCCACGUUAUAAAGCGGUGGAUAGCUCAUCCAUGAGAGAAGACCUUUUCAAACAGUACAUUGAGAAAAUAGCCAAGAAUUUAGACUCAGAAAAAGAAAAGGAGUUGGAAAGGCAAGCCCGCAUCGAGGCAAGCCUUCGAGAACGAGAAAGGGAGGUUCAAAAAGCUCGUUCAGAACAAACAAAAGAAAUAGAUCGAGAGAGAGAGCAACAUAAACGAGAAGAAGCUAUUCAGAAUUUCAAGGCUCUUCUGUCUGACAUGGUACGUUCUUCAGAUGUGUCAUGGUCUGAUACUCGGAGGACUCUCCGGAAAGAUCAUCGCUGGGAAUCUGGAUCAUUAUUGGAAAGAGAGGAGAAGGAGAAGCUUUUCAAUGAACACAUUGAAGCACUUACCAAAAAGAAGAGGGAGCACUUUAGGCAACUUCUGGAUGAAACUUCCGCAAUAACCUUAACAUCUACGUGGAAAGAAGUAAAAAAAAUCAUUAAGGAAGAUCCUCGGUGUAUUAAGUUCUCCUCCAGUGAUAGGAAAAAACAAAGAGAGUUUGAAGAAUACAUCAGAGACAAAUACAUCACAGCCAAAGCCGACUUCAGGACUCUCUUGAAAGAGACCAAAUUUAUAACAUAUAGAUCCAAAAAGCUAAUCCAAGAAUCUGAUCAGCACCUGAAAGAUGUAGAAAAAAUUUUGCAGAAUGACAAACGGUAUCUAGUACUGGACUGUGUGCCAGAGGAGAGGCGAAAGCUGAUUGUGGCAUAUGUUGAUGACCUGGAUCGCCGGGGUCCACCUCCACCUCCCACAGCCUCAGAGCCCACGAGACGAUCAACAAAAUAA